AUGAUUGCCUUUAUCAAUGUGGGCAUUUUACCUCCUUUUUAUUCUAUAGAUAAGUUAAGACAGCCUUUUGGUCUGCAGAUCUCGUUGCUAUUUGUUACUGUUUCUUUUAGGCUUAUGGCCUGUAUUGAUGAAAAUUUGGACAUGGUGAAGUUUCUGGUGGAGAACAGAGCCAAUGUAAACCAGCAGGACAACGAGGGCUGGACACCCCUUCAUGCAGCAGCUUCCUGUGGCUAUCUCAACAUAGCAGAGUAUUUCAUUAACCAUGGAGCCAGUGUGGGUAUUGUGAAUAGUGAAGGUGAAGUCCCCUCUGACCUUGCAGAAGAGCCUGCCAUGAAGGAUCUUCUUCUGGAGCAAGUGAAGAAGCAAGGAGUUGAUCUAGAGCAGUCACGAAAAGAAGAGGAACAACAGAUGUUACAGGAUGCCCGCCAGUGGCUCAACAGCGGGAAACUAGAGGAUGUAAGGCAGCCUCGCUCAGGGGCCACAGCCCUCCAUGUGGCUGCUGCCAAGGGCUACUCUGAGGUCCUCAGACUUUUAAUCCAGGCUGGCUAUGAACUCAAUGUUCAGGAUUAUGAUGGCUGGACUCCCCUCCAUGCUGCUGCACACUGGGGAGUGAAGGAGGCUUGCUCCAUCCUGGCAGAAGCACUCUGUGACAUGGAUAUCAGGAACAAACUGGGCCAGACACCAUUUGAUGUGGCUGAUGAGGGUCUUGUGGAGCACUUGGAGAUGCUCCAGAAGAAGCAGAAUGUGCUUCGAAGUGAAAAAGAGACACGGAAUAAGCUCAUUGAGUCAGACCUGAACAGCAAGUUGCAGAGUGGACUUUUUAAGAACAAAGAGAAGAUGCUUUAUGAAGAAGAGGUACCCAAGUCCCAAGAAAUGGAGGAAGAAAGCAAAGAGUCUAGCAGCUCCAGCUCAGAGGAGGAGGAAGGUGAAGAUGAAGCUUCUGAGUCAGAAACUGAGAAGGAAGGAGAUAAAAAGCCAGAAGCCAUUGUCAACCAUUCCAACUCUGAAAGCAAGAGUAUUAUCACGGAACAGAUACCACCACCGGCUCAGAAUACCUUCUCUGCCUCUUCAGCUAGGAGAUUCUCCUCCAGCCUUUUUAAUAAGCCGGAAGAGCCCAAAGAUGAAUCUCCUUCUUCGUGGAGACUGGGACUCAGAAAAACUGGCAGCCAGAACAUGCUGAGUGAGGUGGCCAAUUCUAGGGAAGCUCUAAGGGACCGAGGCUCUUCCAUCUACCGGUCAUCAUCAAGCCCUCGGAUUUCUGCUCUGCUGGACAACAAAGAUAAGGAGAGAGAAAACAAAAGCUAUUUUAGUUCACUAGCGCCCCGGAAGCUCAGCAGCACGAGUGACAUUGAAGAAAAGGAGAACAGAGAAUCAGCUGUUAAUCUAGUGAGGAGUGGUUCCUAUACACGGCAGCUGUGGAGGGAUGAAGCAAAGGGAAGUGAAACUCCACAGACAGUUGCUCCUUCUACCUAUGUAUCAACCUACUUGAAAAGUGCUUCCUUUGGUAGAAGUAGUGACCCCACAAGUCCCUACAUUUCAGCCAAUCGCAAUUCAUCUGCUACCUCACCCAUUACCAUUGGUUCAUCUACCUCUCGGGGCAACAAGUGGCAACCUGCCUCUUCUUGCCCUGCACCAAUCAGUGCAAACACUACUGCAUCUGCACACCAUGGCAGGACUCCUUACAAAUCCCAGGCUGACUCAACAGCAGAGAAAACAGCAGACAAUGUCUCUUCUAGCACCCCGCUCUGUGUGAUCACUAACCGCCCUCCACCUAACACUGCCAAUGGGGUUACAACUGCCACUCUGCUCUCCACUCCUGGAACAGACUCCUCUGUGGAAGCCAGGGACAGGAGGAGAAACCCAAGACUGGUAUUCCACUGGGUAUACUUUGGAAAUUGUGGAGCUAGAGAGGGCGUGACACUAACAGACCUUCAGGAAGCAGAAAGGACUUUCAGCCGGUCAAGAGCAGAACGGCAAGCUCAGGAGCAGCCUAGCCAGAAGUCCGCAGGCACUGAAGGGCUUGAAGGAAGCUCGGAGAAGCAUGAGCCCUCAGCGGUCCCAGCAAAGGAAGCUGGCGAGGGCCGUCAACCCUGGGGUGGGAGUCUGGAUGAAGAACCUGUCUAUCGUCGCCUGAGGUAUCCAGUUCAGCCAGACAAACCCACAACGCCAGUGUCUCCUUCUGCAUCAAGAUCCUCUCUCUACACCAGUUCCCAUCUGCUACGGACAAGCAGAUCUUCAGUCCCUGACUCUGAGAGUCCAGAGACCACCACAAACGCCGCAGUUGCAAAGGAAAUGGACAAGAAUGAGAGUGAAGAAGCAGAUGUGGAUGAUCAGUCCUCUACUAGACUGUCCAUCCGUGAGAGGAGGCGGCCCAAGGAACGACGACGAGGAACAGGCAUCAAUUUCUGGACAAAGGAUGAAGAUGAAACUGACGUCUCUGAAGAGGUAAAAGCAGCACUGCAUGAAAGACUUUCUAGGUAAGACCUUUCCCUGUUUUAUAUGCAUGCUUAAUACUUGUGAGAAGUGCAUGUCUAAUUAAACUUAGCUUUAUAUCAUGUGCUCAUAUUUCUCACAUCCUUUCCUUCCUUUUCAUUUCCUCAGCCACCACAGUAGUUCAGACUUUUAUUAUUUCCUGCCUAAGUUAAUGCAGUAGCUUUGCAACUCACCUCCUGCCUUCAGAUUCUCCUCCUUCCAAUUCAUUUUGUAUACUUCCACCACAUUAAUUUUCCUACAGCACCUACCAGGCACUGUGCUACAGAAACAACAUGAAUAAAACCCUAUCCUCACCUUCAGUAAGGGCCAGGAUAGUGGUAUGGACAGUAUUAUGAGCAGAGAGAAGAGGCCAUUAGCCUAAUCUGGUGGUUCAAGAAGACUUUGUUGCAGGAUACAUGCCCAAAUUGAGAUUGAGUUUAGAUACUGUCAUUUAAUAGUGGAUCUAACACAAUUCCUUGUACUUAGAUGGUGCUCCGUAAUAAUUUAUUGAAAGAGCUAAAGACCAGUGUUGCAAUUGCUGAAAAAUUAAGGAAGCAGAUAAGAGUUUGGGGAAUGAUCCUCUCUAAUUUUUCACCUAGCAUCAGAGGAUACAAAACUGAUCUUCCUGAAGAACAAAAUAAAAAAUAGUAAAGACUGUGGAGCCAAAAGUAUGAACCUCUCCCUUUCCAGUUUUCCUCUGAUAGAGAAAUUAAGAAAAAAUUGAGGGAAAAUGUAGUUAUGGGAUAGCAUAGGGCAAAUGAGUCUUAUAAUUUGUUUGAUAAUUGAGCUUAUUGCACCUUAAUGAUAUAUUUAAAAAUGUAUAAACUUGCAUGGAUUCUUCCUCUGCUCACCCUCUCACCAGGCACCAGCUGAAGAUAAAUAAUUUACAUCUAACCUAGCAGAAAAUUAGUUUUGCAAAAUUGGUAGAGAGUGGUUAUUUUGCUAUAGUUAAUUUUUUGUGGAUUCUGUUACAUUAUAAUAGCCAUUUAUGAAAAGAGACUUUCCCUAUAGACCUCAAAAUAUGCCAAAAAACUAAUGGUUAAAACAGUGGGGUAUUAGUUCAAGAAUAAACAAAGAUAUCAGUGGAACACAGGAUAGUCCCCCAAAAGUCAUAUGUAUAAGGUGAUUUGUCAACUCUGUGGGGGAAGAGUUAGUUAAUAAGUGAUCAUUGGGACAACUGACCGUCUGUUUGGGAAAACAGAUCCUUCCCUGAAGCCAUACCAAAAAACAAAAACAAAACCAGAUUCCAGAUGGAUUACAGUUUUUAAGAGAAAAUGAUUUUACUACAAAAGCAAUAGAAGAAAAUAUUUAUAAUCUUUAUAUAGGAAAGACUCUCCCAGGCAUGGUACCAUAAAGGUAAAAAUUGUCCAAUUUAGUUAUAUAAAAUGUAAAAUCUCUGCUAGUAAUAGACACCAUAAACAGAGACAAAAAGUAAAGUGGGAAAAAAUAUUUGCAGCUUAUGUUGUAUAGUUUUAAAAGCUUUGCUAUAUAGGAUGCUCCCACAGUGUAACAAGCGGAAGAUUAACAAAGGCUCUGAAUCGACAAUUCAGAAACAAAGAUAAAUAAUCAAAGAUACUGAACCUUCCUAGUGAUCUACAAAUAUUAAAAUUAAUGACAAUGUUUCUCCUAUUGGACUAGAAAGGAUUAAACUCUCUGAAGGACAGUAUGACAAUACAUGUAUCAAAAUUUAGAAUAGACUUACACCUUGACCAAAGGGUUCCACUUCUAAGAUUUUAUCCUAAGAAAAUAAUCAGGCAAAUGCACUAAAAUUUAUAGACACGUCUUCUCACUUGUAGCAUCAUUUCUAAUAGCUAAAAAGUUCAAAAUAAUAAAGGUGUCUGUCACUAGAAGAUUCAGUUACCACACACCACUCAGUGGAAGACUGUGCGGUCAUUUUUUUUUUUUUUUAAUGAGACAGAUCUGUUUACUUACAUGGUAAGAUGCCUCCCAGCGUAGUGAUAAGUGGAGGGAGGAGGAGGAGUUAGACAAUAGUAUGUAUUAUCUGGUUUUAUUUAUAGAAAUACAUACAUUUUAAUGUAUCAUGUGUUUAACCUUUUGCAAGGAUAUGAAGUAACUAUUAACAGUGGGUUAUUUCUUAGGCAGGAUUAUGGAGUGACUUUUACUUUCUGUUUUAGACACUUUGGUACUACUUACAUUUUUCUGCAAGCAUGUAUUGCUUUUGUAAUCAGA
Messenger RNA from Leptonychotes weddellii (Weddell seal), 4662 nucleotides. The record is from RefSeq and is a predicted model, not a curated record. Lineage: Eukaryota; Metazoa; Chordata; Mammalia; Carnivora; Phocidae.